Molecule: messenger RNA, 2863 nt
Organism: Oryza sativa Japonica Group (Japanese rice)
Lineage: Eukaryota; Viridiplantae; Streptophyta; Magnoliopsida; Poales; Poaceae
Product: protein ALTERED PHOSPHATE STARVATION RESPONSE 1
Source: RefSeq, a predicted model, not a curated record
CACCGAGCCCCUCGCCGCUCUCUCGGCUGCUGCGCCUUGGGACGAGCACCCAACGAGGCAAACAGGCCAUUCCUCCUAGAUCCACUCGCCCACGACCACCACUCGCCUCGCUCUCGCUGUCGCCGUGCUGAGCUCUGAGCUCUGAGCUGAGCUGCUUGGUGGGUGGGUUGGUUUGGUUGGUCGCGUAGGUGCGCAAUGCGGUGAGAGGGUGGGUAGGGGGGAGGGGAGAGGUGAGGUCGCGAGAGGGGAUUAUGGGGUGCGCGCAGUCGCGGAUCGAGAACGAGGAGGCGGUGGCGCGAUGCAAGGAGCGGAGGCAGUGGAUGAAGUCGGCCGUGCAGGCGCGGAACGCGUUCGCGGCGGCGCACUCGGCGUACGCCAUGUCGCUGCGGGACACGGGCGCCGCGCUCUCCGAGUUCGCGCACGGGGAGGGCGUGCCGCCGCCGCCGCCGCCGCCCCAACCGACGACGACGACGGCGGCGGGGGCCGCGGGGGAGGAGGCGCGCCCCGUGGGCGGCGGCGCCACCGCGGCGGACCGGCUCGCGGCCGGCGGCGGGAUGGGCGUGCCGGGGGUCUCGCCGACGUCGGCCGCGGUCGACGCGAUGAUGAUGCCGCCGCCGCCACCCAUCGACACGCUGCCGCCGCCCCCGCCGCCGCUCCCGGAGUUCUCGCCGUCGCCCGCGAAGAUCCACCGGUCCAAGAGCAUGCCCCUGCCCCCGCAGACCAAGGGCCCCGCGGUGCUCCACAGCGACUCGAUUAGGGAGGAUGACGAGGAGGAGGCGGAGAUAGAGGAGGAAGAGGACGAGGACGAGCAUCUCGAUGACCGGCGGCGGAGGCUGCGUCACCGGCCGCAGGUACCGCCGCUCGUGUCUUCGCCCGCACCGGGAACGCCGGUGACGCCUCAGCCGCCGCCGCCGCCGCCGCCGCCUCCACCGGACUCGAAGCCCGGAGUUGACACGUGGGACUAUUUCUUCUCCAUGGACGAGGGGAUGGCCUCCAUUGCCCCCGACGACGACGAGAUCAUCCAGGAGCCAGAAGACGAGAAGUAUGUCCCUGCCUCGCCGCCGCGCCCUCCCCUUUCCCCUCCUACCCCGGUAGCAGCGCCGGCGCCACAGGAGGAGUUUGAGGAAGAGCCACGGACGCCGGAGAUGGUCACGCCGCCGCCAUCGCUCCCGCCAAGGCCGCCUGCGGUGUCGUCCAAGAAGAAGAAGGGGAAGGGGAAGCAUAGGGCGGCGCACCACCAGCACACGGAGUCGGCGCCGCCGGUCACAUUAGUCGGCGGCGGCGGGGGAAAGGCCGGGAAGGUGGUCCCCGUCGAGUUGCCGCGCAUCGAUCUUCUGCGGGUGCUCGCCGAGAUCGACGACAGGUUCCUCAAGGCGUCGGAGAGCGCCGGGGAGGUGUCCAAGGUUCUGGAGGCCAACAGGAUGCAUUACCACUCCAAUUUCGUUGACACCCGAGGGCACAUCGAUCAUUCUGCUAGAGUCAUGAAAAUCAUAACAUGGAAUAGAUCCUUCAGAGCCAUGCAAAAUGGAGAUGAUGGGAAGGACGACUUUGAAAAUGAUGAAUGGGAGACUUUGGCAACUGUCAUAGAUAAAAUUUUAGCCUGGGAGAAAAAGCUCUAUGACGAAGUGAAGGCUGGGGAGCUUAUGAAACUUGAAUAUCAAAGGAAGGUUGCUUUGUUAAAUAGACAAAAGAAACACAAUGCUGCCACUGAGGUUCUGGAGAAGACUAAAGCUGCUGUAACCCAUUUACACACAAGAUACAUAGUUGAUAUGCAAUCAAUGGAUUCAACUGUGUCAGAAAUUCAACAUCUCCGUGAUAAUCAACUUUAUCCAAGACUUUUGGAUCUUGCUGACAGGAUGGCAAAAAUGUGGGAGGACAUGCACCUGCACCAUGAAAACCAGCUGAAAACUGUGUUAAAUCUGAAGUCAGUUGACAUUUCUGAUUCCCAUAUUGAAACAAGUGAUCAUCACCACAGCCACACACGCCAGCUGCGUGAUAUUGUUGAAAAGUGGACCACAAAUUUUAGCGAUCUCAUGAGUUAUCAAAAGGAGUACAUAAAUGCUCUAUAUAGCUGGCUGAAACUGAACCUUAUACCCAUAGAGAGCAGCUUAAAGGAGAAAGUAGCAUCUCCACCCAGGGUGCAGCAACCUCCUGUUAAAGCCCUCCUCCAAGCGUGGAAUGAACAUCUAACCAAGCUGCCUGAUGAUCUUGCCAAGACUGCCAUUGUCAGUUUUAGGGCAGUCCUGGACACCAUAUUAAGUGUUCAAGAUGAAGAGUUGAAACAAAAGGAGACUUGUGAACACACUCGCAAGGAAUACAUGCGGAAGGCUCGGGCUUUUGAGGAUUGGUAUCACAAGCACGCACAGCGCAGGGCGUUCGACGUUGAUCCAGAGAGUGGCGAGGGGACAAGCCAAAAGGACACAGUUGCGGAGAAGAGAUUUGCCGUGGAGAGCUUGAAGAACAAGCUGGACGACGAGGUCGAAGCCCACAACAAGCUGUCGAAGCAAGUCAGGGAGAAGUCCCUUUCGAUCCUGAAAGCGCACCUGCCUGAGUUGUUCCGUGCCCUCACCGACUUCUCUCUUGCUUCUUUCGAGAUGUACUCGAAGAUGAGGUUGAUGUCACUCAUGCAGGAUCAGGGUAACAACUAGCUGAAGAGCAUGUACAGGAGUUAGGAUGCUAGCGAAAAUUCUAUCAACUGUUGUAACGGUUAUGUUGUUUCCCUCCCCUUUUUUUGCGGUAUGUGUAGCUCUUCAGACGAGAACUGGGUGAGUGAGGUGGUCUGUCUAUUGAAAUUUGUUGAGGUAGUUUGGCAUGGGUUCCUGGAAUCUGCAGCCUUUGUCUCUGGCAAAUGGCAAUUCUUUUU